Messenger RNA from Andrographis paniculata, 1713 nucleotides. Its product is annotated as patellin-4. The record is from RefSeq and is a predicted model, not a curated record. Gene Ontology annotation, molecular function: lipid binding. Lineage: Eukaryota; Viridiplantae; Streptophyta; Magnoliopsida; Lamiales; Acanthaceae. The coding region runs from base 117 to 1583 and encodes 488 amino acids. The transcript has 5 exons.
UAAAUAUAUAUACGUCCCCCCUUGCUCUCCACACAGACAGACGCACAAAUUUCUUGUCGAGCUCAGAAAGGGAGAGGAAUUUCAUCACAAAGAAAGCAGGGGUUAGCGAACUAAUAAUGACUGUUGAAGUUAAAGCUGAGGCGGCGGCGGCGGCGGCGGGGGUGGAGAAGGAAGAACCGAAGGCGAGGAUGGUGGAGAAGAGCUCUUCUUACAGGGAGGAAAGCAAUUGCUUGUCUGAUCUCAGGGAAUACGAAAGGAAGGCUUUGAAUGACCUGAAAGCCAAGCUCGAAGAGGCCAUUCUCGGAAACACGCUUUUCAGGAAGGAGGACGAGAAGAAGCCAAACGAGGAAGAAAAAGAAAAGGAAAAGGAAAAGGAGAAAGACUGUGUAAAAGAAGGUGAAGACGAGAAGAAAGCAGAAUGUGGAGACGACAAGAAACCUGAAGAAGAGAACCAAAACAAGGGCAGUGAGGAGGAGCCGGAAACUGCCAAGGAGGAGGAAUCGGAGCAGCCAAAGGCAAAGCCCGAGCCCGAAAUUGACAGGGAUGUUUCGAUUUGGGGAGUGCCACUCUUGCCUACCAAAGGAAACGAAAGUACUAACAUUGUUCUUCUGAAGUUCUUGAGGGCUAGGGAAUUCAAGGUAAACGAAGCUCUGGAGAUGCUCAAGAAGACCCUUGAAUGGAGGAAAGAGUUCAAGAUUGAUACAAUCUUGGAAGAAGAAUUCGAGACCGAUCUCUCCUCGGCUGCAUACAUGUGCGGCGUGGAUCGACAGAGCCACACAGUUUGUUACAACAUAUUUGGGGUAUUAGACAAUGAGGAGAUCUAUGACAAGACACUGGGUACAGAGGAGAAGAGGGAACAGUUCUUGAGGUGGAGGGUUCAGCUCAUGGAGAGAGGAGUUGAGAAGCUCGAUUUCAAGCCUGAUGGCGUGAACUCAUUAGUUCAGGUAAAUGAUCUCAAGAACUCUCCAGGGCCAGCCAGGAAAGAGGUCAGGACUGCUGUCAACAAAGCUGUUGCCCUUCUCCAAGACAACUACCCUGAGUUUGUCGCCAAAAAUAUAUUCAUUAAUGUUCCAUUCUGGUAUUUUGCUUAUCAUUCCCUGGUAUCUCCAUUCUUGACUCAAAGGACCAGAAGCAAGUUAGUUUUCGCCCGCCCCUCUAAGGUUACGGACACCUUGCUCAAGUACAUUCCCAUUCAAGAAAUCCCAAUCCAGUAUGGUGGAAUGAAGAGGGAGAACGACUCUGAGUUCUUUCCUAUCAGUGAUGGUGAACCUACAGAAGUCAUGAUCAAGGCUGGGUCGACGCACACCAUUGAGAUUCCCACACCAGAGGCUGGAACAACAUUUAUCUGGGAUGUAAUAGUUCUUGGGUGGGAAGUGAACUACACCGAAGAGUUUGUCCCUACAGAUGAGAGUUCAUACACUAUGAUGAUUCAGAAAGGAAAAAGGAUCUGUUCAGACGAGCUGCCAGUUCGGAAGACAUUCAAGAACCAUGAACCGGGAAAGAUAGUCAUCACUGUCCAAAACACCUCCGGGAAGAAGAAGAAAAUGUUCUACCGUCACAAGGUCAAAAAAGCUUGCUUCUGAAGGCAUCAUGAUAUGAUACAAGGAUUAUUGAGACAUUUUCAUAUUUGAUUGAUUGAUUGAUUAUUCUUUAUUGGACAUUCUUGUCAUAGUUCCUCCUUUUCCUGCUUCAAUUGUGUUAUUUUGCCCAUCC